AUGGCGGCGACGGCCGCGGCGGAGGCAGACGGCGGUGGCGCCGUCACCACGCGUCUAUUCGUAGGCGGGCUGGCGGAGGGCGUGUCCGCGGCCGACCUGGAGGCCGUGUUCGGCUCCAUCGGCCGCGUCGCCGGCGUCGAGUUCGUGCGCACCAGCGGCCGCAGCUUCGCCUACGUCGACUUCCAAUGCCCCUCCCACAAGGCCCUGGCCAAGCUCUUCUCCACCUACAAUGGGUGCAAAUGGAAAGGAGGGAAGCUAAAACUGGAGAAGGCCAAGGAGCACUACCUCGUUCGACUGAAGCGAGAAUGGGAGCAGGAGGCGGCGGCGGCAGCGGCAGCGGCAGCUGCUCAAGAAAUGCCUGCGGAAGAUAGUGUGGACAAGCAGGAGGAGAAGGAGAAGCGGAAGCUGGAGAAGGAUGCUCUGGAAAGUUCAAAGCUUAACAUCUACUUCCCGAGAUUGAGGAAGCUGAAACCUUUGCCUUUUAAAGGCAGUGGAAAGCACAAAUACAGUUUCAGAAAUAUUGAAGUCCCUUCUUACCCAAUUCAUUUCUGCGACUGUGAGGAGCACUGUGGACCUCCUGAGAAAGCUAAUGAAGAAUAUGCUGCUGUUCUUAAUCGUGUUGCAUAUGAGAAGGAGCGAAACAUCAUGAAUUCUGUGAUGAGUAAGCUCUUUGAGAAGGACACUGAGCAAAUCGAUUCGUCGGAAGUGCAGAAACAAGAUGUUGUUAACAUCAUGGAACCGUCUGAUGCUGAGACAGAACCCUCUAAUGCUGAGACAGAGCCCUCUGAUACGGAGACAGAACCCUCUGAUUCCGACAACAAUUUGCCAAUGGAAGAAACAACAGAAACUCCUGAAGAAGAUUUGGAUGACCUCCAAAUGGAAGAAACAGAUGAUCCUUCUGAAGAAGAAUUGGAUGAUGAUGACCUUGUGAUCAACAUUGCUCCUCGCAAGGCCAACAACUCAGCUGCCCAGUUAAAUAGGGCAAACCAAGCAGUGAAUAAGGACGAGCGGUUCAGGAAACGUCAGCAUUUUGAUGAGAUUUCUCCACAAAAGAAGAGACAGAAAUCAGAGGAUUUAUCUGAACCUAGAAACAAGAAGCAGUCUACUUCAAUGAAUGCAGACAGGAGGACUACAGGGAAGUCUUUGCCAUCUGUGGCAGUAGCCAUCCAAAAUGAACAAAAAUCCUCUGUUUUGUCAGGAAAAGGAACGCAUGGUUUCUCUUCUGUACUUGAUAGAGCUAAAAGUUCUGCUGGUCUUCAAGGUGUUGAUGCUCUAACAGGUCGUUCCACCAAAAACGAAGGUUCACAAAAUGAGCUUCCUACUACUGAACCAAAAAGGGGUUCUGUGUGGACUCAGAAGUCUGCCUGGAGAGAUCUUGUAGGAGGCAUGGGGGCUACGUCUUUCAGUAUAUCGCAGAUAUUGCCGAACAUCAACCCAGCACCACCAAAACUUGAACCUGCUACCGAGACCUCUGUCGCGCGCACCGAAUCCAGGAGGGAAGUGACCUCAUUAGGUAUGACAUCUCUGGGAUCCCCAGAGGCUAUAACUCAGCCCUCGGCUGAGCAGAACUCGCCGAGUUCCACGGGAACGCCAUCUGCUGGAACAACAGUUGGUUCAGCUGGUCAUGAAACCCGAGGAUGCGACGUGAGCAACAAGGUAGAAGAACCGCGCGUGGUCCCAAAGAUUACAAUCAGUGAAGUCUGCCCGUUCAUGAGAAACGAAGAGUCAAUUCAGCAAUGGUCGAAGGCAAAGAAGGUUCUAACCGGGUUCAUCAAGAGGGGCGACGAGAAGAAAACCGGAUCCAGCAACUCCAGGAGAGGAAAGCCACAGUCACGGAGAGGAUAA
Molecule: messenger RNA, 1845 nt
Organism: Triticum turgidum subsp. durum (durum wheat)
Lineage: Eukaryota; Viridiplantae; Streptophyta; Magnoliopsida; Poales; Poaceae
Source: the annotation of a GenBank genome assembly